Iphiclides podalirius (scarce swallowtail) is the source of this 2004-nucleotide messenger RNA. Lineage: Eukaryota; Metazoa; Arthropoda; Insecta; Lepidoptera; Papilionidae. The record is from the annotation of a GenBank genome assembly.
AUGGGCCAAUUAGAACUCUAUUUAUACUCGUGUUACAUAUCCCAAACCGACGCCAGCCAAAGUAGAAGACUGAUUUUUCUCCGCACGCCGCCCGCUAUGCUACAUUACGCGGACAAGAUGGCGACCGCCGCUAGGGUUGCUCCGCCGCCGGAGGUCAGAGGCGCCGCCGACGGGGCGGAGGAGAAACUCCUCGGCUGCGAUCGGUUGAACGCUGAGUCGGUGCGCCAUGACCAGGACAACGCGCUCCCCGUGAAGACCUCCAAGAAGGUCAAGUUGCCGGACGACGAGAGCCCGGCGGUGGGCGCGGGCCGCUUCACCAUCGGCCCGGCGCCCGAACGCGACUGGGAGAUGGUCCCGCCCGACGGCAAGUGGGGCUGGUUCGUUCUCGUAGGCGCGACCCUCGUGAACAUCCUGAUCCCGGGCACGAUAAAGUCCUUCGGGGUGCUGCUGGUGGAGUUCAACGACGUGUUCCAGACGAGCGCCUCGGCGUCCUCGGGCAUCGUGGCGCUGUGCUACUUCCUCUACAGCAGCCUGGGUCCCCUGUCCUCGAUUCUCUCGGUCAAGUGGUCGUACAGGACGGUGACCCUCAUAGGCGGCUCUUUCGCCGCCUUCGGUAUGAUCUUCAGCAGUUGGGCGUUCUCCAUCAGCUAUCUGUACUUCAGUUUCGGCGCUAUGGUGGGCACCGGCGCCGGGCUGGCGUUCCCGCCCACCGUGUACAUAGUGACGUCGUACUUCGUGCGGCUUAGGGGCCUCGCGAACGGCAUCUGCAUGUCGGGCUCCGCUUUCGGGAGCAUCAUCCUGCCGCCGGUGCUGCGAUACCUGCUCGAGACGUACGGCUACAAGGGUGCGGUUUUAAUACUGGGCGGUAUAAUGCUGAACGUUUGGGCCGCGGCACUGCUGUUCCAGCCCGUGGAGGAGCAUAUGGUGAGGAAGUACAAGGAGCCAGAGGAGGAGGAGGACGCGCCGCAGGACACCCUCUUCGAGGAGGAGGAGCCGGUCGCCGUGUACGAGCUGACCGACGCCGGCAAGGCGAACGGCGAGCCGCCCCCGCACCUCCGCCAGCCGAAACGCAAGCUCUCGUACAGCCGGCCGAUAUCGAAGGCGAACUACAGCUCCGCGUCGAUAGCCGACUCAGACAGAAGGCUGGGCUCCCAAGACCUGUUCGGGCGGAGGCUGAGCGUCGCCCCCCCCAAAAGGAACCCCUCCACCUCGAGCUUCGCCUACGUCUCGACGCCAUUCCACGGCUCGACGCUGUCCGCGUUCGAGCGGCCGAACGAGUUCGCUUCGCAGUUCUCGCUUAAAUCGAUCGGGGAGGGCGUGGCGGACGUGGCCUACUGCUGCCUCUGCUGCAAGCGCACCGCCAAGGAGCCGAGCAAGUUCUUCGACGUCACCCUCCUGACGGAUCCGACGUACCUCGUGAUACUGCUGUCCAGCAGCACCGUCGCCAUAUCGUGCACCAACUUCAUAAUACUGCUGCCGUCGUACGCGCAGAACGUCGGCUUCGACAAGGCGCGGGGCGCGCUGCUGCUGAGCACGGUGUCCGCGCUGGACCUGGUCGGCCGCAUCGGCGGCUCGGCGCUCUGCGACCUGAACGUGAUGCCGAAGAGCUUCUACUUCGUCGGCGGGCUGCUCUUCUCGGGCGUGACCCUCGCCGCCAUCCCGUUCCUCGAGAGCUACGCCAGCAUCAGCGUGUUCUGCGCGCUGUUCGGGCUGGCCUCCGGCGUCAACAACAGCGUGACGACCCUCGUGAUGGCCGAGAUCCUGGGGGUGGACCGGCUGAUGUCCACGUACGGGAUCAGCCUGUUCGUGAACGGGAUCCUGCAGCUGAUCGGGCCGCCGAUAUGCGGCCUCUGGUUCGAGCGCGACCGCAACUUCGUGAACAUGUUCCUCACCUUCGGGUUCGUCUUCAUAGCGGGCUCCUCGCUGUGGCUCUUCAUGCCGAUCAUAGACAGGCACAAGAAGAAGAAGGCGCUCGCCCAAGACGGAAUGCACACGCAGAAGGUC